UAGGAACAGCAGGUUGGGUAACUUAUUUACCCACUCACAGAUGGAGAUCAAAAUCCUGUUCAACCUGUAGAAAGCACAACAUUUUAUGGAUACACAACGCAGACAUUAAACGUGAAAAAUUGACAUGAAAAGGUGAUCCGCUGCACCUGCGUCUCCUCCACACACCAAUUUACUCCCUAGCAACCAAAGAGAGGUACCCUAGCAACCGUUUAGCGAGACCUAUAUCUCGGCAGCAGAGUAUCCUAGAUACAUCAGGUCUUAAAAAUGAGCCUCUAUGAGGAGAAAAAGGAAGAUGUACAGUUCCACAGAACACAAUGUUCAGAGCUCAGCUGUGUGUCUUUGAAGAGUAAAGAUUCACUUUUUCAGCCUCCUAAUCUUGAUAAUGGAGCGAUAUCCUCUGACCCCAUAGAGGAGAAAGAUUAUACCAGCAACUCUGUGAAAUCCCAUCUGACAUGCACUGCUUUAAUGGAGACCUUCUUCAGACAACAGAGACUCAAACAUACUCACAAAUCCAUCCUAAAGAACAAAUAUGAGAGCUUAUUUGAGGGAAUCAAACUACAGAAGAACAAAACCCUCCUGAACAGGAUUUACACACAGCUGUACAUCAUAGAGGGAGAGAGUGGAGGAGUGAAUGAAGAACAUGAGGUUUUACAGAUGGAGAAAACACCCAGAACACAACAAUUACAAGAAACAAGAAUCUACUGCAAUGACAUCUUUAAACCUUUACCUGAAUCAGAAUACAAAACAGAGAGGAGAAGAGAGAAGAAGACAAAAAUAAAGAGCGUUCUUACUCAAGGCAUCACUGGAAUUGGAAAAACCGUCUCUGUGCAGAAGUUCAUUCUGGAUUGGGCUGAAGGAAAAAACAAUCAAGAUAUAGACUUCAUGUUUGUGCUUCCAUUUAGAGAGCUGAACUUGAUUCAAGAUGAUCAGUACAGUCUUCACAAACUUCUGCUUGACUUUCAUCCUGAACUUCAAGAUCUGGACUCAAAGGUUUAUGGUGAGUGUAAAGUUGUGUUCAUCUUUGAUGGUCUGGAUGAAAGCAGAAUAACACUGAUGUUUUCUCACAAUGAGAAAGUUUCUGAUGUAACUCAGGCUUCAUCAGUGGGUGUGUUGAUGUCAAACCUGAUCAAAGGAGAUCUGCUUCCCUCUGCUCACAUCUGGAUCACCUCCAGACCAGCAGCAGCCAGUCAGAUCCCAUCUAAAUACAUCAACCGUCUGACAGAAAUCCAGGGAUUCAAUGAUCCUCAGAAGGAGGAAUAUUUCAGGAAGAGAAUCAGUAAUGAACAUCAAGCCAGCAGAAUCAUCUCACACAUUAAAAAAACAAGAAGUCUCCACAUCAUGUGUCACAUACCAGUCUUCUGCUGGAUCUCAUCCACUGUGCUUCAAAACAUCCUAAAACAAGAUCACACAACAGAAAUCCCCAAAACUCUGACUGAAAUGUACAUCCACUUCCUGCUGAUUCAGAUGAAUAUGAAGAAUGAGAAGUAUGAUGAGAGAGAUCCACAGAAACUCUUGCAGUCUAACAGAGAAAUGAUUGUCAAACUGUCUGAACUGGCUUUCAAACAGCUGAUGAAGGGUAAUGUGAUGUUUUAUGAGGAGGACCUGAGAGAUUGUGGGAUAGACAUCACUGACGCCUCAGUGUAUUCUGGGAUCUGUACUGGGAUCUUUAAAGAGGAAUCUGUGAUUCAUCAGAGGAAAAUCUACUGCUUCAUACAUCUCAGCUUUCAGGAGUUUCUGGCUGCUUUCUAUGUGUUUUAUUCCCAUUUAACUAAGAACACAGAAUCACUGCACUUGUUUCUUGUUUAUGAAUAUGAGAGCUAUAAAUCUGAGGACAGCUCUCUGUUUCAGUUACUAACAUCAGCGGUUCAUAAAAGCCUUGGGUAUGAAAAUGGACAUCUGGAUCUUUUCCUGCGAUUCCUGCUCGGCAUCUCAUUGGAAUUAAAUCAGAGACUCUUACAGGAUUUACUGCCACACACAGAGGGAAGUUCAAAGAGCAUCAAGAAAACCACAAAUUACAUUAUAGACAAAAUCAAUGAUGAAUAUUGUCUGUUAUCCAACAGAUACAUCAAUCUGCUCUUCUGUCUGCUCGAAAUGAAGGUUCAGUCUCUGCACAGACAGAUUCAAGAGUGUUUGCCAUCACAGACACUCUCUGCUGCUCACUGUUCAGCAAUAGCUUACAUUAUUCAAAUGUCUGAGGAAGUGCUAGAUGAGCUGGACCUCAAGAAAUACAACACAACACAAGAGGGUAGAAAAAGACUUGUACCAGCUGUGAUUAACUGCAGAAAAGCUCUACUUGCAAACUGUAGUCUUACUGAUGAGUGCUGUGAAAGCUUGGUUUCAGCUCUAGAGUCAUUCAACUCACCCUUGAGAGAGCUGGACCUGAGUUAUAAUAACCUAAAGGAUUUCAGAGUCAACAGUAUAAAAUUGCUCUUUAAUGGACGGAAAAAUCCAAACUGUAAACUGGAGAUUCUGAGAUUGUCCAGCUGUAAUCUCACUGAUCAUUCCUGUGAAGUUUUGGCUUCAGCUCUAAAAUCCUCAAACUCUUCCCUGAAAGAACUGGACUUGAGUAACAAUGACCUGCAGGAUUUAGGAGUGAAGCUCAUAUCUGAAGGACUAAAGAGCACAAAAUGUCAGCUGGAGAUUCUGAGAUAUUUAAGAAAAUUUAUUUCUACGAAUUGUUGUCAGAAGCUAUCAUCGUGUUGGGAAAGCAGUAAUACAGUACGUUCAAUCCAUAUUGCACAAAACCAUAUUACAAAACUAAUUUCUGUUUCAGAGUGUUUUAUUGAAUGCUGUCUGUGUUUUUGCAGAUUAUCUGGCUGUAUGGUGACAGAGGAAAGUUGUAUUGCUCUUGCUUUAGCUUUGAGAUCAAACCCAUCACACCUGAGAGAGUUGGAUGUGAGCUACAAUCACCCAGGAGAUUCAGGAAUAAAGCUGCUCUCUGAUGUGUUGGAAGAUCCACACUAUAAACUGGAGAUACUCAAUGUGGCUCAUGCUGGAGAGAUCAUGAUCACAGCAGGACCACGCAAGUAUGCCUGUGAUCUCACACUGGAUCCAAACACAGUAAAUCCUCAUCUCCGUCUGUCUGAGAUGAACAGGAAGGUGACCCGUUUGGAAAAGGAGCGAGAGUCAUAUCCCGAUCAUCCAGAGAGAUUUGAUUAUUGGCCUCAGGUUAUGUGUAAAGAGAUUCUGACUGAACACUGUUAUUGGGAGGUUGAAUGGAGUGGCUGGAGAGGUGCUGUUAUAUCAGUGAUGGGUAAAGAAAUCAGCCGGAGAGGAGCAGAUGAUGGAUGUAGAUUUGGGUUCAAUGAAAAGUCUUGGAGUCUUGACUGCUCCGAUAACAUAUUCACUGUUUGGCACAAUAAAAACAGCAUUGAUGUCGACUCUCCUUUAAUCGCUUCUAAAAGAGUGGGAGUGUAUCUGGACUGUCCGGCAGGCACUUUGUCUUUCUACAGCGUCUCGAAGAAGCUCACACACUUACACACAUUUAACUUCACAUUCACAGAACCUCUGUGUGCUGGAUUCAGGAUUUAUUCUGACUCCUCUGUGUCUCUGUGCUGUACUAAACAGCCUUCAAACAAGACACACAAGGGUCCAGAUUUAUAAGUUUUGGAAUUUGGUUAAAAGAGCAAGAUGAUCAUUCUGCACUGAUUUUUUCAUGAUUCCGCGACUGAAUGCAUCAAUGCGUCGAUGUGAUUUUAGGAUGAGCUUUGAAGAACCAAAUAAUCCAAGAUCAAGCCAAAUCGUCAACAAUCAAAUCCAGCUAACUGAAAAAAAACUGAAUUUGCAAGAUCCAGUACAAAGAACAGGCCCCUUAUCUCUGAAACAAAUACCUUGUCGAAAAUGACAAGGAGGACGACGAGCAUGGAUCACAACUGUGUGGAGAAGUUUGGCAGUCAGGCAAAAAUGUAAAGGCUCAAAAGAGGAUGUUUUUCGCCGACUGAGAAUCCAAAAACGGUUACUGAGUUUUUAAAUGAGCGCAUGCGUAAGAACAGCCUCCCUCCUUCACAGCUCAUUUCUAGGGAACGCCUUCCAAAACUCGUGCAUGAAUAUUUGAACACGAGUGUUUGUUUACCACCGGCAUAUGCUAUGUCGCGUGACUCGCGUCAGUGGAUUCAUUAUGUGAAAUGAUGAUUAUAAACAAAUAAGACAUUAAAACGUUAGAUCAGUCGACGCUACUCCCAUUUCAACUAGCAUGUAGCAGACUGGUCACUGCCUUACAACUACAGUACAAGAACAACGUCAAUAUACUUGAAAAAAAAGUACAACAAUAAUUAUUCUACAAAGAAAGAAUAAUCACUGUUACCUGUCGGGAAGAAUUUUGCGAACUGCGCGUCUGUCUUGACACCUCUCUGUUCCUUCAUUGCUCUCCAGCGUUGAAAUGUUUCUCCAAUAACGACUCUGUUUACAUUACGUUAUCCUUACAAUUUUCUCCUAUUCACAGCGGCUUAAAAAAGUAUUUCUUUUGCGUCCUCCUUCAAGUUUCUUCUCUACCGUGGUGCAAAUUCGAGGAGGAAAGCAGGAUCGACAAUGAAAACAAAACGAAACUUAAGACGAAGUUUCAUGCGCCAUGCGCAUGCGUCGCCUGUGUAAAGUAACUGGAGUGCGCACGUCUCUCACAAGGAUCGUAAUAGCAGUGACUGACAAGCCAGAGGGCCAAUCGCUGAUGCGAUGACCGCAUGAGCAAUUGGCUGAUGUUUUUAAGGCCCUAUCUUGUGCACAGAUGACGUAUAUUAAUAUUAUUACUUUCAGUGCAGCUAAUAAAUAGUCUUUUAUCAUUUAGUAAAGACAGUUUCAAGUAAUAUUGCAAAAAUUUAUAAAACAAACAUCCUCUUUUCCACCUUUAAGGACCUGUAGCUAACAUUGUAUACAUUCAUGUUACACGUUAGUAACGUUAGCUCAGUGUAAUAGUUGAUACACUUUAGAUAUGAUAUUUGAACAAAGGUAAUAUAUUUUUCAUUGAUUUUCCUCAUUAUCAAAAAUAAAACUACUUUAAAAGGACUGUUGUUAAUGAUUCUAUGUGGAAGUCUACCAGAAGUUGCAUUUAGUCCCCAAAAGCCAUUUGUUUAUGUUGUUGCUGCUGAAACCAUCUAUAGUCUGUUUAUGAGUUACCCACUUCUUGUCAAAAUAGUCUUGUUUUUGCCAAAAUAGCUUGAGAGAUGUCUGAUAUGUCAUCAUUAAAGUCAAAGUGGUUACAA
Molecule: messenger RNA, 5195 nt
Organism: Paramisgurnus dabryanus
Lineage: Eukaryota; Metazoa; Chordata; Actinopteri; Cypriniformes; Cobitidae
Source: RefSeq, a predicted model, not a curated record